AUGGAGUUUAUAAUGAUAAAUACAAAUGGAAGACAACCAAAUAAGCACUUAACUAGAAAGCAACGACAAGCUUUAUUUGAAUCUCUGUUAAAACAGAGUAGUGAUGGAAAGUUGAAAAAAGGUUCUAUAAGUAGAAUUGUAGACAUGUUUUUAGUCUCAACAAGGACUGUGAUUAGGCUAUGGAAUCAAGCAAAACAAUUUGUGGAAGAAAGUAUUGAGUUUGAUGUUAGCAAUAAGCGAACAAAUAUUCAAUCAAUGGCCAAAGCUUUAGAUAUGUCAAAGUCGACUCUUCAUCGUCGAAUCAAGGAAGGUGUUAUCAGGCCGUAUACUAAUGCUAUAAAGCCUUAUCUAGUUGAUGCAAACAAAAGAGCAAGAUCACAAUUUUACAUAUUAAUGAUUGAGCAAGGUACUCUCACAACAAACCCUUUGUUUAUUGAUAUGCUUAAUGUAGUACACCUUGAUGAAAAGAUUUUCCUAUUUGUAUACAAGGAACCAACUAGGCGUAAUGGCAAAAAUCAACUGGUUAGAACUUUAGAGACCAAACCUAAUUUUUCAGUAACUAAAAAUGUCACAAGGUCAUGUUUAAUUGAUAAAAUGUUACCAGCAAUCGGAGCUAAAUGGCCUCUUUCUAGUGAAAGAAGAAUUUUCAUUCAACAAAAUAAUGCAAAGCCACAUAUCCACAUUGAUGAUGAACAAUUUCUUCAAGCUGCAAGUGUGGAUGGAUUUGACUUUCAACUAUUUUUUCAACCUCCAAAUAGCCCUGAUUUGAAUGUAUUGGAUCUUGAAUAUUCUACAGCAAUACAAUCAAUACAAUCUUUAUAG
Molecule: messenger RNA, 822 nt
Organism: Durio zibethinus
Lineage: Eukaryota; Viridiplantae; Streptophyta; Magnoliopsida; Malvales; Malvaceae
Source: RefSeq, a predicted model, not a curated record